AUGGACACCAUGGCCACGAACGACAUCGACCAGCAGAUCGAAACGAAUGGACCGCCCACCGCGGGCGAUCGCGAAUUUGCCUUCCACACCUUGCGCUCGAAGAUGGGCCACUUGGAGGAGGUCAUCGAAGACAUUGGCCAGUUCAUCUGCGAAAAUCAGCUCGAGGAUCACUUCAUCAACUUCGUCUUCCGCCUCUCCUCCGUCUCCAAGGACUUGAACACAGAGAUAUCCACCGUAGAGAGCUACCUCGAAUUUAUUAAGCGGCACAACGUCACGUGCUCACGCAACACGGGCUACUUUUCAGUCAUUCCAGACGAGGUGACGAUCCACGUCUUUUCGUAUCUCAACGAGAGCGAACUCAGCAGCGCCGCCAGCGUGUGUCGCGAAUGGCAUUCACUCACCUCGGACAACACCCUGUGGAAGAGCCUCUACGCGCGCUAUUGGGGAGCCGACGCCGCCGCACGCAUCAGCUCCAACCAAAUCUACCGGCCCAAGCCGCUGCCGCUUGACAUGGCUUCUGAACACAACAAGGCGCCCAUCAUCAAGAAGCCCGCUGCGACGACGGUGCGCAGGUUCUCGCUGUGGCCCUCCUCUUCUUCGUCAUCUUCGUCGUCUGCCACGUCAGCCGCGGGUGGGUCGACGUCGGGACAAGCGACGCCGUCGUACGGGGGCAAGAAGAUGGCGAAGAUGUACAAAAUGUACAGAGGCACGCCCGAGGAGGACGAGGAGCUCGAGCGCGAGCGACGGGACCACGGCAAGUGGAAGUCCUACUUCAUGAAGUACCACCGGACGAAGCGCAACUGGGACACCGGCAAGUACUCGCUGGCCACCCUCACCCACCACAAGAACACCGUGCGCUGCGUCCAGUUCGACGAAAACUACAACAUGAUCACCGCGAGUGACGACAAAACGGUACAGCGCUUAGAUUGGGACGCUGACAAAGGCGCAUACGUGCCCAAGAUGAAACUCACCGGCCACGAAGGCGGCAUCAUAUGCAUGCAAUUUGACGGCAACCAAAUGAUAACGGGCUCGAGGGACAAGACGCUGCGACUCUGGGAUCUGGAGAAGGGCAAAACGAUCAGCACCUUCAAAAACCACACCGGCCAAUUCGACAAGCACAAGAUCGUGUCGGGGAGUGACGACAAGCGGUUAAACGUGUGGGACAUCAACUCGGGCAAGCUCAUCACCGACCUCCAGGGCCACUCGUGGGGAUUCGACAGCACCAAGAUCAUAUCCGGUGCCGCCGACAAGACGAUCAAGGUGUGGGACUUGGCGAUGAUGCGAUGUGCGCAGACGCUCAAGGGCCACAAGUCCUCGGUUCGCUGCGUGCAAUUCGAUGACACGAGGAUCGUAUCGGGUUCCUGGGACAACACAAUCAAGCUUUGGGACGUGAACACGUACAGGAACACGGACACGCUGCAGGGCCACAGCAACAAGCUCAUGUGCCUUCAGUUCGACGAAACCAAGAUCAUAUCGGGCGCGCAGGACAAGACGAUCGUGGUCUGGGAUCUCCACACAGGCAAACAACUCACAACAUUACAAUCCCACACCGACUCGCUGUGCGACCUGCACUUUGAUGAUUGCAAGCUCGUCACUGGCAGUCGCGACAAGACGGUCAAGGUGUGGGACUUCUCGUAG
Messenger RNA from Acanthamoeba castellanii str. Neff, 1638 nucleotides. Its product is annotated as Fbox domain containing protein. Bases 1 to 1638 code for a protein of 545 amino acids. The transcript has 13 exons. The record is from RefSeq and is a predicted model, not a curated record. Gene Ontology annotation, molecular function: protein binding. NCBI's taxonomy places the organism in Eukaryota, Discosea, Longamoebia, Acanthamoebidae.